Messenger RNA from Miscanthus lutarioriparius, 1587 nucleotides. The record is from the annotation of a GenBank genome assembly. NCBI's taxonomy places the organism in Eukaryota, Viridiplantae, Streptophyta, Magnoliopsida, Poales, Poaceae.
AUGGACACUAUCGAGGAGUGCGGCGAUGGAGGCCGCCACCUGCUGGGCGGCCUCGGCUCCAGGAUCCUCGUCGGCGUGCCGGACAACUCCCGCGGCUGCUCGGAGCUGCUGUCGUGGGCGAUCGGCGCCGUCGCCAAGGCCAGCGACUCCGUCGUCGCCGUGCACGUCCUCGGAGGGAGUGGGAGGAAGAGGAGGCUGCAGAAGGCCAACGCCUUCGUCAUCUACAUGCUCGGCGAAUUCGUCGAAGCUUGUGAGGCCAAGCAGAUUAAUUUGGAGGCUAAGGUGGUAUGCAGCUCAAACAUUGGUAGAGCCCUCACCCAAGAAGCUGCAUUGACUGAUGGAAACAUCCUUAUUGUUGGGAGAUCAAGAAAUGGAUACCAUAGGAGCCAUUUUGAGAUUGCAAACUACUGCUUCAUGCAUGCUCCAAAAAACUGCUCGGUGAUUGCUGUGGGAAGGGGAGGUCUGCCACAAACUAGUACUCGGCUGAGACCUCGGUCAUUUGAUGACAGCACCAUCUCCUCAAGCUCAACAUGGAGCAGAAGAUUCCCAUCCCUUCAGAAGCUACUGAGAUCAAACUCGACACGAAAGCUGGCUCAAUCUUCUAAUGAAGGCGCCGAGGACAAGAGCUCGCCGAGAGCAGUUCUGGAUGGGCCAGAGCCAGAGGGAGGGGAGAGCCAAGUCACUGAAGAGUGCUACAUCACGUCUAGCCAUGAGGUGAGCCGGCGUGGCCACAAUGGCCUGUGGAGGCGGUUGUCAGACAUGAAGCUCUGGCUCCCAUUCCUGAGGAACAUUGGCGAUGAUAGCGCCAGGGGCAGCGAUGUCAGUUCGGCCUAUGCUGAAGAUCACAAGCCUGCCUGGAGGUGCUUCAGCUUUCAGGAGAUCUCAGUGGCCACUAAUGACUUGCAUCCAGAUAACAUGGCUGGAAGAGGAGGCUAUGCAGAAGUAUACAAGGGCACCCUGUCUGAUGGCCAACAUAUAGCUGUGAAGAGGCUAGCAAAAGGCACGCCCAGUGAGCAGAAGGAGAAAGAGUUCCUGGCAGAGCUAGGGAUUCAGGGGCAUGUAUGUCAUCCAAACACAUCAUACCUUCUUGGAUGCUGCGUUGAGAAUGGGUUGUACCUGAUAUUCGAGUUCUGUGCAAAUGGCACCCUAGCAUCGGCACUGCAUGGGAAGAGUGGGAAAACUCUUGAGUGGCCUCUGAGGUACAAGAUCGCGGUCGGUGUAGCGAGGGGCUUGCAAUAUCUGCAUAUGUUUUGCAGGCAUCGGAUCAUCCAUCGCGAUAUCAAGGCAUCCAAUGUGCUUCUUGGCGAUGACUUUGAACCUCAGGCAAAGCCACUGCUGGAAGCUGGGCAAGUGACUCAACUUGCAGACCCAAACCUCGGAGACGACUAUGACAAAGAUCAACUGAACAGGAUGGUUGCCGUCGCAUCUCGCUGCAUUAUGCGACCGGCGAUGUGGCGGCCUUCAAUGGCCGAGGUUCUGCAUUACCUGUCUACUACUGAUGAGUGUCUGAAGGAACCCGAGAAAUGGAACAUUCCCGAGGACGAGGUGGACGACAUGGAUGAUUGUACAUUGUUUUCUGAAUCUUGA